Molecule: messenger RNA, 126 nt
Organism: Penicillium oxalicum
Lineage: Eukaryota; Fungi; Ascomycota; Eurotiomycetes; Eurotiales; Aspergillaceae
Exons: 2
Coding region: 1-126 (41 amino acids)
Source: RefSeq, a predicted model, not a curated record
AUGUCUCUCUGCAAUCCCAUCCCUAUCCCGAACAGCGGCAGGGAAAACAUCCGUUCCGGGUUUAUACCCGAACUGAGCGCGGUGGAUCCCAAAGGCGAUGCCCCUACCGUAUUUCGAACUGCUUGA